Camellia sinensis is the source of this 1308-nucleotide messenger RNA. The record is from RefSeq and is a predicted model, not a curated record. NCBI's taxonomy places the organism in Eukaryota, Viridiplantae, Streptophyta, Magnoliopsida, Ericales, Theaceae.
AUGGCAAGCACAAGCCAAGUAGUGGUUCCCAAAACAUGGAAUAUCAGAUGCAGCAUUAGUUCUCUAAUUGUUCUUCUCGCCGUGGUGUUUGUCCUUGGCAUUUUUGCUACGACCAAAGAAAGUAGAAGGUGGUUGUUUGAUCAAAAGACUCAGAGAAACACUGACAAGUACUUGUUAUCGCGCUGCGAUUUGUUUUCGGGAAAAUGGAUAUAUGAUGAGAAGAACUACCCUUUAUACAAGGAGCAGCAUUGCUCAUUCAUGUCCUUGUUCAAUGGGGUGGCUUGCGAGAGGUCUGGCCGAAUGGACUUAAAGUACCAGCAUUGGAGGUGGCAGCCUCAUGAAUGUAACCUAACAAGGUUUAAUGCCGUAGCAAUGCUGGAGAGACUAAGGAAUAAGAGGCUUGUGUUUGUUGGGGACUCAUUAACUAGAAACCAAUGGACUUCAAUGGUCUGCUUGUUGGAAUCAUCAAUCGCUCCGACUCUAAAAUCCGUGACCCCAAAGGGGUCCUUAACCACCUUUAAGAUCAAUGAAUACAAUGCAUCAAUUGACCAUUAUUGGGCUCCAUAUCUAGUGGAAUCAACCUCAGGUCAUCCAGUGCACCAUCAUUUUUCAUCGGAGCAAAUUUUAAGAGUGCAGGCAAUCGAAAAGCAUGCUAGGCACUGGACCGAUGCAGAUAUCCUUGUCUUUGAUUCUUACGUGUCGUGGAGAAGGCCAAAAUUUAAGGUUUUAUGGGGAUCAUUUGAAAGCCCAAACAAAACCUACAAAGAAGUCGAAAUGGUACAUACUUUGGAGAUGGCUCUAAAGACAUGGUCAAAUUGGUUAGAGAUCAAUGUCAAUCGUUCCAAGACGAAAAUUUAUUUUGUUAGCAUGUCGGCUAUUCAUUGCAGGGGUGAAGAAUGGGGCAAGAAUAAGGGUGAAAAUUGCUACAAUGAAACUGUGCCCAUCUUGAAAGAGGGAUAUCAUGGAAGUGAAUCAGACCCGAGAAUAAUGCAAAAGGUGGAAGCUGCAAUCGACAAACUGAAAAGAAGAGGUUUGAAAGUUCAAAUGCUUAACAUAACACAACUUUCAGAGUACAGGAAAGAUGCCCACACAACCAUUUACCGGAGGCAAUGGGGACAUUUAACUAAAGAAGAAUUAGCGAAUCCCAAAACCCGUGCAGAUUGCAUACAUUGGUGCAUUCCUGGAGUGCCUGACGUUUGGAACGAGCUCCUUUAUGCUUACAUUUUUCAUUCUUAUAGUCCGAGUUCAAAACAAAGCGAAAUGUCUAAGAUUUAUGAAUCUUCCAAUUCUGAAGUACACACCCGUUAA